UGUUCUGAAGAUAUUGUGCUCUGUCUGUGUCUUUCGCUUUGUGUUGUGGGUCUGGUUUCUUCUCACCAACCGAACUUUUCUUUCGCUGUCAUGUCUUCGAAGACCACUACUACGAGGAAGAGAAAGUCACGGAGUAGAAUGUCCGUGGAUGAGACUCUUGCCAAGUGGAAAGAGAAUCAGAUUCAGCUUGAGUCUAAACCAAUUCUGAAAAUUCAAGGGAUUGGGUCUAAGAAAGGAUGCAUGAAAGGCAAGGGAGGGCCUGAGAAUUCAAAAUGUAAAUACAGAGGAGUGAGACAGAGGACGUGGGGUAAAUGGGUUGCAGAAAUUCGGCGUCCAAAUGGGGGAAACAGGCUCUGGCUUGGUACUUUCGCAACUGCUUAUGAAGCUGCUCUUGCUUAUGAUGAUGCCGCAAAGACUAUGUUCGGUUCUCGUGCUCGCUUCAACUUUCCAGAAGGGUUCAAUUCAACGACUGCAUCAAACAACUCUGCGGUCUUUGCUGUUGACGAGAGCACACCUGUUUCCCCCAACUUGGGGAAUGAGGAUGUAGAAAGCAUUGCAUUUGCUGACAAUGAUGCUGCAUCUGUUGAGGACAAGAAUGAGGCUGGGAAAGGUACUAACAUGGCCAGCUGUACGAUACAAGAAGAUCUGACAUGCCAUUUCAUGGAUGAGGAUGGAAUAUUUGAUUUGGGUGACAUUCCCGAUCUUUCCGGCGAUGAUUUCUUUAGCAACAUCGAAUCGCUAUUUAACUUCGAUUUUGAUGCUGGUCAUUUGGGAUUUCUUGGUGAUGACCAAUGCGGAAUGCCAUAAGAUCUUACAGACAGCUGCGAACUCCAUAUGACAAGUUGCUAGGGGUCUCAAUCAUAUGGGUAGGCACCUUCCAGAGUUAAUUAAUGGAGUAGUAUAAGAAGGAUGAUAGGUCUGAAUCAUGUCAAUUUUGUUUGACAUGCUGAUUUUUAUAGUUGAUUCUUUAAAUUUUUGUAAUUUUUUUGUACGUGAUUCUCUAAAGGUUUUAGAUUGGGGAAUUUAACUGCCUUUUUUCUCUGUAAGUGAUUCUUUAUAGGUUUUAGAUUGGGGAAUUUAACUGCUUUUUUUUUUUUUCCUCUGUAAGUGAUUCUUUAUAGGUUUUAGAUUGGGGAUUUGGGGGUAUAUAAAUUUACAUGUUGUAAAUGAACGACCUUUAUGGGUCAGGA
Molecule: messenger RNA, 1190 nt
Organism: Corylus avellana
Lineage: Eukaryota; Viridiplantae; Streptophyta; Magnoliopsida; Fagales; Betulaceae
Product: dehydration-responsive element-binding protein 2A
Biological process (GO): response to stress; positive regulation of DNA-templated transcription
Cellular component (GO): nucleus
Molecular function (GO): transcription cis-regulatory region binding; DNA-binding transcription factor activity
Source: RefSeq, a predicted model, not a curated record